GAAGGACUCUGAGGAGGAGGGCCCCGAGCCGCCAAAACUGACUAGAUACAAUAGCCCUGAGGAAAUUAGGGACGAAGGCUUGCGGAAAUUUGGUAACAUGAUGUAUGACGUGGAUGUGGACUUUUUCACUAAAGUCAUAAAUUCCAAUGACUACACUCUAAUGGUACCUGAAGAAGAAAACUGGGACGCGUCUGAAUUUAAUAAUCUAGAAGAGGCAGACAAAUUGGACGUUCUUAAAAUGCACAUACUGAGGGGCCGUGUUACAAGAGAUACAAUUGUUGAUGCAAUUGAAAGCAAGACUGCGCAAUUUCCAACACUUUCUCCCCAGACUCGAUUGUAUUUUGAGAAAUCGGGACGAUCGAUUACCGUGCAAGGACGCAGUGUAAAUGCAAGCAUUAUAACGACCGACAUAAGCGCUCAAGUUCUAUUUCAUAAAAUUGAUAAAAUUUUGGGCAUAGCUGAUUCUACAGUGGUCUUCAUAAUGAAAACGGAUAAGACAUUACACAAUAGUAACGCAUUGGGAGUGAUGUCACUUUUCAACGAUCAAUUAGGCGCCGCAGAUCGUAAUUUUACGUACUUUGUGCCCAGUAAUGCUGCUUGGAACGCAGCAGAAGUAGUAUUCCCUGAAGUUGUUAAGAAAUUAUAUUUACCGGAGUUUGCCUUGCAUACCCAUUUUCUAUUAGAACGUCAUUUGAUCGUUAGCGAUAAAAAAUAUAGUAUUAAAGAAUUGGCGGAUUGGAAUAAAACAGAAAAAUUGCCGGCUUUAAAGGGCUCUUUAACCUUUAAAGUCGAAGAGGAUAUUAAAGGUAAGUAUGAACCAUAA
Molecule: messenger RNA, 823 nt
Organism: Glossina fuscipes
Lineage: Eukaryota; Metazoa; Arthropoda; Insecta; Diptera; Glossinidae
Product: fasciclin-1-like
Exons: 11
Coding region: 98-823 (241 amino acids)
Source: RefSeq, a predicted model, not a curated record